This is a messenger RNA of Triticum aestivum (bread wheat), 1595 nucleotides long. RefSeq names its product cysteine synthase. The coding region runs from base 140 to 1165 and encodes 341 amino acids. The record is from RefSeq and is a predicted model, not a curated record. The transcript is spliced from 7 exons. Lineage: Eukaryota; Viridiplantae; Streptophyta; Magnoliopsida; Poales; Poaceae. Gene Ontology annotation, molecular function: cysteine synthase activity.
CCAUCAGAAUGGGACUUCUCAGCUAUAUAACAUCAUUGAACGCUGGAGUACCUCAUACUUCUGUUCAUCCAUUUGUCCAAGACAUUCGAGCUUGUUAAGUUCUAGUAGUUUUAUUUGUUGCAGAGUUAGUACCAGAGAAAUGGAGCCACAGGAAGGAAGGAAAGGGAUACCAUCUCUGCUGUCCUCGCAGGGGGAGUGCAUUGCCACCAACAUCACACAGCUCAUUGGUUGGACACCACUGAUAGAACUGAGAAACAUCACUGAGAAAGACAGCAUAGGUGCUCGGCUGAUUGGGAAGAUUGAGCCGUACCAGCCCCUUUCCUCUGUGAAGGAUCGGAGUGCUCUCAGAUUGAUUGAAGAUGCAGAGGAGAAAGGCUUGAUCACACCUGGCAUCACAACACUGCUGGGGGUCACAAGUGGUAAUCUUGGCAUCGGCGUGGCGUUCAUUGCUGCUCAGAAAGGAUACAAGUUCAUCGCCCUCAUGCCUGCUAAACUCUCGCUUGAUAAGCAGAUACUGAUGCGAUACCUUGGCGUAGAAGUGGUAUUAGUUGAUGCUGUACAGCAUGGAUUCAAAGCUUUACUUGAUAGGGUAGAACAGAUGAAGAAGGAUGUGGAAGAUGUGUAUGUUCUAGAUCAAUUCACCAAUCCUGCAAAUCCCGAUGCCCACUUCAGAUGGACUGGACCUGAGAUAUGGAAAGAUACAGCAGGCAAAGUGGACAUAUUUAUAGCUGCUUCAGGUUCAGGAGGCACCAUCACAGGCGUGGGGAGGUAUCUCAAGACGAAGAACCCAUCUGUAAAAUUAAUAUGCGUUGAACCAGCUGAAAGUCCAGUGAUUUCAGGUGGCGAGCCAGCCUUCCACAACAUCCUAGGAAUAGGGCCUGGUUUUGUCCCAGAAAUAUUGGAUAGAUCCCAGAUAGAUGAAAUUGUAACAGUAACUACUCAAGAAGCUAUGGACAUGGCUAGAAGAUUGGCAAGGGAAGAAGGAUUGCUUGUUGGCAUAUCUUCAGGGGCAAAUGCAGCUGCCUGCUUAAAGGUUGCAUCAAGAGAGGAGAACAGGGGAAAGAUGAUUGUGACAAUGUUUUCCAGUGGUGCAGAGAGGUAUCUGAACUCGGAGCUCUUUGCGCAGGUUAAGGAAGAGUGCGUCAACGUCAACAUGACCUUCUGAUGUCCAUAUCAAGGCAAUGACACCGUAGGGGUGAUCCAGAAGUCUAGUGUUAUCUUACACUGGCUUAUAAGAAGCGGAGGUCUCAGUUACUCAAAUACCAGACACUGUUUUGUUAGGAGACAAAACGAAAUGCACUAGCGUGACAAGUAAAUACUCCCUCUGUUCACAAACAUAAGAUGCUCUAACCUUUUGUGUGAAUCGGAUGUAUAUAGACAUGUCUUAGUGUGUUUAUUCACCCAUUUCAGUCUGUAUGUAGUCUAUAUUGAAAUAUUCAAAACAUCUUAUAUUGUGAACGGAGGGAGUAUCUUAUAAUGCCAGGUCACAGAGGGUAUUGAUUGUGUGAUUGUUUGACGAAUUAGCUCAUCACAGGAUGGGCUGGUCCAUCAUUGUAUGACCCAAUCCCUUGUUUAGUAUUAGACUUAUUCUUUUA